ACCCCGCGAGCGCGGUGCGGCUUCCCGCCCUCCGCAUCCCCCCGCGGUGUGUUUGUGUCGGCAGCGGGGCCUCGGGCGGAGCGCCCUCCGCGCGGCCCGGUCCCUGCUCGCGGCGCGGCAACAGGCGGCCUGCACGGCGCUGAGAAAACAUGAGCCGAGAUUUCAAACCCGGGGACCUCAUCUUUGCCAAGAUGAAAGGUUAUCCGCAUUGGCCGGCCAGGGUGGAUGAAGUUCCUGAUGGAGCAGUAAAACCUCCAACAAAUAAAAUGCCUAUUUUCUUUUUUGGCACCCAUGAAACGGCAUUUUUGGGACCAAAGGACAUAUUCCCAUACUCUGAAAAUAAAGAUAAAUAUGGAAAACCAAACAAAAGGAAGGGUUUUAAUGAAGGGUUGUGGGAAAUUGACAACAAUCCGAAAGUGAAGUUCUCUCAUCAACUGUCCCAUCCAGCUGUUAACACAUCCAUCAAAGAAACUGUUCAAGAAAGCGGUCCAGAGACUGCUGAGGGAAGUGAAGAAAAACCAGGAGCCAAAAGGAGAAAGCCUGCUAUCCCCAAAUUAUCCCCUAAAGGGGAUAACAACUUACCUGCAGAAGCUGAAGAAGAAGAAAAGGAGAUGCAUACUACAAAGGAAGAUGAUGUACCGUCUGAAAAAAACAGUAAAGAAGGUGUAGUGAAAACAAGUGAUGCAUCUAUUCCUAAAGUUGCUAGAAGAGGAAGAAAAAGAAAGGCUGAAAAACAAGCUGAAGCUGAAGAAGCAGCAGUAGUGGCAACAGCAGCAGUGGUAGCAGCAGCAGCUCCUGUGACCGUAUCUCCAAAAGUAAGCCCCAAAAGAGGAAGACCAGCAGCUUCUGAAGUAAAGGUUCCAAAACCGAGAGGGAGGCCCAAGUUGGUGAAGCCACCUUGUCUUUCUGAAAGUGACCUUGUUAACGAGGAGGAGAAAGCAAAGAAAAAAGGACCAGAUGAGAAGCCCAAAAAACAAGGGAAGAAGGAUGAGGAAGGUCAGAAGGAAGAGGAAAAACCAAAGAAGGAAUAUGAUAAAAAAGAUGGGAAGAAAGAGGCUGAACCAAAAAGGAAAAAUGCUGCAAAACUGGGUUCUACAUCAGCUUCUGAUUCUGAAGAGGAGGGGGGAGAAGAAGAAGGUGACAAGCAGAAGAAAAAAGGGGGAAGAAGCUUUCAGGCAGCUCAUAGAAGAAAUAUCAUGAAAGGCCAGCACGAGAAAGAGGUGACAGAAAGAAAGCGUAAGCAAGAGGAACAGGGAGAAAGUGAACUGCAGAGUAAAGAAGAAAGCAAGAAAACAGAAGUUAAGAAGAUGGAGAAGAAGAGAGAAACAUCAAUGGAUUCUAGGCUUCAAAGGAUACAUGCAGAAAUUAAAAACUCCCUGAAAAUUGAUAAUCUUGAUGUGAACAGGUGUAUUGAGGCUCUUGAUGAAUUGGCAUCUCUUCAAGUCUCAAUGCAACAAGCUCAGAAACAUACGGAGAUGAUUCUGACACUCAAGAAGAUACGGAAGUUCAAAGUUAGCCAAGUUAUCAUGGAGAAAUCUACAAUGCUAUAUAACAAGUUCAAGACCAUGUUUCUGGUUGGGGAAGGAGAUUCUGUUCUCUCCCAAGUACUAAAUAAAUCACUUGCUGAGCAGAAGCAGCAUGAGGAAGCCAACAAAACCAAAGAACAGUGGAAGAAAGGAACAAGCAAAAAAAAUGAGAAGGAAAAGGACCAAACAGGUUCAAAGAUUUUGAAUGGAGGGUCUGAAACUCAAGACACCAACCAAUCACAGCACAAUGGAGAGAAUGCUGAAGAAAAGAAAGAUAAGCAUGAAGUUGGUAGUAAGAAAAACCAGUGACGAGGAUCUCAUAUCAUUUGCCUCCAACAUGCAGCGCCUUAAGGGAGUGUAAUCAACACAUGAGUGCAGGUUCCCAGCACAACUUACAGAGUAAAGUAUGCUGCUUAAAUGGGAGAUGUGGUAAAAACACAGUAUGGUACUAAUGAUGUGCAACAUCUGAGUUACUUGAAAUCAAUAGCAAAUCAGUUUGGUUGUCCAGCAGUGGAGUAUAUUUGUAGAAGUAUUUAAAAAUAAAUGAUUACUUAACUGGUUCUUCAAGGUACAAAUUUUUUCCUUGCCUGUUCCCUUUUCUCAUAUAUAUUCUUGAUAACACAGCUCUUCCAAUGGCAAAAAGAUAAAGGGAAAUCUAACUGAGAUUAUAUUCACUAUUAGAAGAAAAAGAGGAAGAAUACUUGAGUGCAUGCUUGAUGCGGUAGUGGGGAAAAAAGGCUUAUAGCAGCUACUUCACAAACUUAAAUGACAAGCCUGGAUCAGGCUGUUUAAUAUAAUAGUCUCAAAAUAAGCACCUCAGAGACAACACAAUAUAAGUUUUAAUACUUCAGU
Numida meleagris (helmeted guineafowl) is the source of this 2378-nucleotide messenger RNA. It is a transcript of the gene PSIP1, whose product is annotated as PC4 and SFRS1 interacting protein 1. Lineage: Eukaryota; Metazoa; Chordata; Aves; Galliformes; Numididae. The transcript has 16 exons. Gene Ontology annotation, molecular function: transcription coregulator activity; double-stranded DNA binding. Bases 150 to 1835 code for a protein of 561 amino acids. The record is from RefSeq and is a predicted model, not a curated record. Gene Ontology annotation, biological process: regulation of transcription by RNA polymerase II. Gene Ontology annotation, cellular component: nucleus.